Messenger RNA from Strongylocentrotus purpuratus (purple sea urchin), 6653 nucleotides. RefSeq names its product zinc finger MYND domain-containing protein 11 (gene zmynd11). Gene Ontology annotation, biological process: regulation of transcription elongation by RNA polymerase II. The coding region runs from base 134 to 2266 and encodes 710 amino acids. The transcript is spliced from 13 exons. The record is from RefSeq and is a predicted model, not a curated record. Lineage: Eukaryota; Metazoa; Echinodermata; Echinoidea; Camarodonta; Strongylocentrotidae. Gene Ontology annotation, molecular function: transcription corepressor activity; protein binding; DNA binding.
ACACGCAUCGUAUGUUAUGCUUGACUCGUUUACGUGACGUGUGUAUGUACUGUGCAUGUGUACGUACGUAUCUUGUUCUAAAUUGAGCACAACUUGACGUAGAAUUCGGAGAAAUCUGCGUUUAUUGGAUAAGAUGGUGAAGACCGUUAAGCGUCGCUUAUCGAACCCGCAGGUGAUCCUUCAGUUAUGGGAGGCCAUCACGUGCAUCCGGCAGGGCAAGCAGGUGGCCAACCUUGAUCGCAUCUACCGCUUCAUGGAGCGCUCCUACGAGAUCUCCACCAAGGAGGUCCAGAAGCAGAUGGCCUUCGCUGUGAAGGAGGGCCUCUUGGUGAAGGAGCUGUCCAAGGCCAAGCAAGGACACAGGCAGGGAGAGACACAAGAUGCCUUCUGGUGUGCUGAAGAGAGAACUGAAGAGUCUGAGGAGCCCCAUGAUUGGUAUUGCUUUGAGUGCCACGCAGGAGGGGAUGUAUUGUGCUGUGGGACAUGCUACAGAGUCUAUCACGCAGACUGUGUGAAGGUCGAUGACCCCGAGAAGAUACUCAGUCUUUGGAUCUGUCCCAUUUGCGAGAGCUGCAAGAAGAAGACAGUCCAGAUGAGCAAAUGGGAUCUCAACAAAAUCUUACUCCAUGUUCUCAACAGAAUGAAAGAAAAGUCCAGAGAUCUAACAAAGAAGUUGAAUCUGAAUGAGUUACCCAAUUACUACAACCUAGUUUAUCAGCACAUGGAUCUUUCCAUCAUGAUGGAGAAACUGUCGGAGAAAAAGUAUCGCUCACUAGAAGACUUUGAAGGUGAUGCUAAUGCCCUCGUUCACAUUUCCCAUAUUUACCAUGGCCGUGUCAGUGAGAGAGCUGCUCUGUGUGUACAGACCCUCAAAGACUGCCUCUAUGAUCUAUCUGAAAUCCGUCUCUGCAAAGACUGCUACAUCAUGUCCAAUGAUCGAACACAGAAAGAUUGGUUUUGCAAACCAUGUCAUCCAGCUCACGAACUUGUCUGGGCCCAGAUGACUGGCUUCGGAUACUGGCCUGCUAAAGUACUACAGAAAACAGACUCGAGAGCAGAUGUUAGAUUCUUUGGUUCACGGCAUGAAAGGGCCUGGAUUGACCUCAUCCAUGUGCGCGACAUCACCACCGAACGAAAGAAAUUGAGACUGAAGCCCUCGAUGGGCUGGCGUUCUGCCGUUAAGGAGAUGGAGCUCUACAAGGCCACUCUGGCUGAAUACCAGGAGAGGGCUGCAAGCAGAUCCAAGGACCGGACCUCAUCGUCGUCUGGGCGGAAGAGGAAGCUGAAGAAGGAUGAUGAUGAUGAUGAGGAUAGUAGCAUGGUGGAGGAUGAGGAGGAGGAGGAGGAGGAUGCACAGUGUGAAGCGAGGCAUGUCAUCAGGGCAAGCUCUACAACAGAUGCAGGACAGGACCACAGUGUUAGCACCAGCCAGACCUCACCCCCGGUUCUGGAUGGACCUGUGAGCAAGAAACCCAAAGUGGAGGAGGGUUCAUCGUCGUCAGUAGCAGGAGCAAAGUCAGCAACGAAGUCAGCAACGAAGUCAGCAACGAAACCCAAAUUGGAACCAAAAACGAAACCAAAAAUGAAACCAGAAACAGAACCGGACCCCGAACCGAUGGAUGCAGUCCCGGAGCUCGAAAAUGCUGAAAAAAAAGAGGAAGACGACAAUGAUGACGAUGAUCCUGUAGAUGACGAUCCUUUAGAUGAUGACCCCAUAGAUGAUGAUCACGGAGAUGACGAUCCCAUAGAUGACGAUCCCAUAGAUGACGAACCCUCAGAUGACACCCUGGACGACACUCCACCACCACCUCUCGAGGAGGAAGGUACCAGUGAGAAUACGACGCCCAGUCUAAGAUCAGCCCCCAGCAGACUCGAAGAUAACUCCAAGACCAUGCCAGCUCUCCGAGUAAAGCUAGAGGCUGAUUAUAAGAAGAAGAUGGACAAGGCUGUCAAAGAAGCCCUAGAUAAGGCCAAGCAAGAAUGGCAUGCAGAGAAGGAGAAACUCCUGAAAGAGGCGAAGGACAAACUUGCCGCUGACGUUCAGAGAGCGAAGACGGAGACGGAACACAAAUGCAAGAAGGAGCUCAAUGAGCAGUUCCAAAAGCUUACAGAUGAGAUAUCUCAGACUAAGAAGAAACAGUGGUGUAUAAACUGUGAGAAGGAGGCCAUGUAUCACUGCUGUUGGAACACGUCGUACUGCAGCAUCAGCUGCCAGCAAGUCCAUUGGCAUCAGGAGCAUAAGAGACUCUGUCGACGCAAGCGAUGAAAACGCCCCAUCCCCCCACCCUUUCAUAGCCCAUAGAGACAGAUCCUUGUGACACUUGUACGCGAGCUUGGAGCUUGGAAGAGUUCUCUCCCCCUUACAAUAUCUACGGGAGGGAACUGCACUAACUGGUCACUGGUCAGUCAGAAAAGAAAGUUUCUGUGACUCUGAAUAAUUUCCCCCACCCUACAAUUUAUAUUGGGAAGGAACACUUGGAGAUUCGGUGAAACGACUGACCAGUCGGAAGAAAACUUUGGGUGACUUAAGUAUCUGUCUAAACUAGCUAUGCCCCCUCCAAUGCAUCCCUGUCCGAUUCGUCAGAUGUCUCAACUACAGAGCGGUUGAACCGAGAUGGCGACAAUAACCUUGGCGCUGAUGCAGUUUGGAUGUGACCAACCAGACAGGUCAUUCCAUUUCUGACUUGACAUUACUCGAGACAUGAUUCAUUGAAAUAGUCAUCUUUUCCAAGAGUUUACUUGCUACCCCUUUGUAAAAAUCUUCGUAUCUCCUUUGUCCCUCUUUCCACCCCUCCCCCCCCCCCCCAUUGUAUCUCCUCCCGCUCCGUUGUAUACGUUUGUCUCUUUGUUUGUUUGCGCCUGUAUUUUUUUCAUCUAUCCUCUCCAUAUGAUUUUGUCAGCAUAGUGAAUGUGUAAAUUUUUGAGACUUUUUUUCAAGGUGUAAACUAUAAAUGACUUGGGCCAAAGCAUUCAUGAAUUCUUAGAAGUACAUGGAUGUCAUAUAUGCAGUGUUUGAUAUAUAUCUAAUUGUGGAGCCUGUUGAAAGGAUAGACAAGUAAAUUAUAUUUCAAAAAGACACAUGGUGAAGUUGUGCUCUACAGCGAAAUGUUCCUCUUAUCGGUGAUGGGGAGAUCAAUGAUGCAUUGCUAGUUUUGGGAUUAUAGUUAGUAGGUUAACAAAUCUACAGAGCAGGAUUAUUGGAAGCUCUAAUUCUCACUACCGGUAUACAGCGAUAUGUUUCAUUUCAAAUAAUUUUAUGAACAUACUAUUACUAGGUUGUAGAAACUGAAAGGAAGCUUCAUGUAGUGAAGGUAUUUGAAAAUGGCCAUUUAGUACAUGUAAUUUCAUUUCUUCCUGUGAUUACACCAAGCAUAGAUUUUGGAAACAUUGCGAAAUUGAAAAAAUAAUAUAUUGGAAAACAUUGAGCGAGAAUGAUUAUUAUCAGGCAAGAAUGAUUAUUGUUUAGGUGACCCUAGAAAGUUGUAGGUAUGUUUGCAAACAGACAUAAAGACUGGGUAAUACUUGUCAUCAUUAAAAAAAAUCCAUGUUGGGGAGAAAUGGUACUCACAGUAUUAAUGUACUUAAUGAAUUAUCUCAUUUUUAAAGCUGAUUAUAGGAUCCUGUUUGGUGUUGUGAAACUUAAUGUCAUGUAGGCAUCAUGGUACCAGCAACUACUAGAUAAUAAUAUUUUAUUUUCAUCAUAUUGCAAUUUUCUAUAGCAUUUUCCUAGGCUUACAUAUGACUUUACAUGUGUAAAAUAUUGCCUCCUAUAAGAAUGCGUGUUGAAGACGACUAUUUUCUUACAGUGUGUGAGCGAAAAAGAGAGAAAGAAAUCUACAAAAUUAUGUGAAACAACGACUUUUAUAUCCAGAUCGAUUUAAAUUAUAGAGCAGUUAAAGAAGAUAGAGAGAAAUAUAAAGUGUAAAUAUUAUAUAUCUGUUAUAGAAAUCUCCAUAGGAUGAUGAUAUGUAGAAGUACUUGUGAAUACUCAUGAAUAAAGUGUUGGUGUUGUCAACCUUUUAGAGGUUCCCUUUGUAUAUUGCACAGGUCAACAACAUGCUGCAUAUUCUGUGUUAUAUUUCAAAAAAACUUGCUUGCUCCAACAUAAUGAUGCAUGAACAUCGCGCACAAGCCAAGCUACAUUGUAGUUACAGUAUGGCAUGGCUUUUAGUAGUCGCUGAUUGACUUUACAAAAUGACAUCCAUUCAUAUUUUUGUACUUUUUUUAUGUAAAAAGCAGUUUUUUUGCUAUGGUAUUGAAGUAUACAUUGCUUCUGCUGUUAUAUCAUUUAGUUCAAUAACUCUGUGUGCCAGGACUGUGAUACCCAGAUUGCCAAAUAUAUUAGUGUAUGGUUUUCCAAGGACACUAAACAUGUACUGGUUGCAAACAUCAACUCAAGCACUUCAUUGUAUGUUCUGGAAGUUGACCAAAGCUGAAAAAGAGAGUUAAAAUAAAAUGUUUUCGUACCAUGAUUUUUUUUGGAAAAGAUCUAGAAUUCGACUUGCUAUUGGAAUGAUCUUGUUUAAAUUAAAUUCAUUGGAUUAUUUUAGUACUUAGGAUCUUCAGGGCAGCGUUUCACGAAACCACGAUAAGUACAAGUUCACCGACAUCCCACUGAAAUGAGGGUUAAACUUAAUACACGCAUUUCAAUGGGAUGUCGGUGAACUUGUACUUAUCAUGAUUUUGUGAGACGCUGCCCAUAUCUUUAGUCUACUUAAUGUUUGCAAGCCUGUAGGAUAUGGAAGAUUGCCAAAUAUGAGCAAGACAUCUCAACAAGAAUAUAUAUGCCAUACCCCAAGUGAGUUUAAAUUGUCUGGAGUAAAUUGGGCGACAAAACAAGGUUUGAGUUGUAAGGAACCCCAUCCCCAUCUAACGUUUUGGCAAGAAAACAAUAAAUUGUCCCCAGCUGGACUCCUACAAUUAUUGUAACAGGAACAAAUUUGUUACGCAAAUAAAGUUUGUUAUAAAAUUCGAAUCGCUAUGACAGUACAUGUAUGUUUAUUAUUAAAAAGGGGAGGGGGCUUUGCUUUUAUACUUGAUGUCCAUUAAUGUGCACUGUGUCAUUAGAUGAUAAAUGCAUGUACAUUACUUUCUUUGUAUUACAUAUCAAAUACAUGUUUCUCUCCUUGUAAUGUCCUUUACCCACUUAUGCACAUUUUCUAACAAGAAGUUAAGAAUUGGCAGUAGUAUACAAUCCUAAGCCUGGAUGUACAUGCAAAACACCGCUUCUGUCAUUGAAGAUGCUUGAUUGUAUUUUUUUGGUGUAAAUUCCUUUUUAAUGAUUUACUUACAAAUGUCAACAGGGUAGCCCGUAAUCGUGAACCAGGUGCUGCUCUUAAUAGAAAGAUUAACAAUCAAUCGUUCACAAAUUCCAAAUAUAUUACACAUACAAGGUCUAAUGCCAGUUACUUUAUGCUAUAUAUAUUUGAUAUUAUAUUUUUGUGUAUGUCCUUGUUAUACUCAAGGUACAUGCAUGAUUGUGUUACAAAAAUGUAUAGCCUGCUUUUUUUUCUACUCCUUUUUUUUCUUCUUCAAUUUCCAUUCGUUCUUCUUCACAUUGUUUGGUGUUACAUUCUGGUGCAUAUUCUUUCUACUUUUUUUUUUGGUAGUUUGAGAGAUUUCUUCUUUCUAUUUCUCAUUAUGUAAAUAUUGCUAUGCUUUUGAAUAUUUUUGCCUAUUAAUGAGUACCGUAAGAGAAAUCAAACGAUCCAACAGAACUGAAAUAAUUGCAUGUUUAUCAAUAUUUUCUUCUGCCUUCUUUUGUGUAAAUUAAUUCAGAUUUUGUUUUCUUUUUCUGAUGGGUGUAAGACACCAAUUUUGUAUAUGGUUGUUUGUGGUAUUUUUUUUUUUUUUUUUGUCUUAAACUGGGGAAUACCAAGUAAUAUUCAGCGAUUUUGUUUUUUUUGUUUUUUUUUGUUGAACAAUUGGUUUAUGUGUUGGUUGUAGUGAAUGGGACUAUGAGAAGCUCAGCCAACUUGAGUAGUGUAAGAAAUGAAUAUGUGAUUCUCAUUAGUGGUACAAGUGUAGAUGGCAUGGAAGUCCACCUUUUGGGACAUUUUACAAGUUAAUGGGAAGGAACUGUUUUUAUGAAAGUCUGAUAGUUAAAUAUUUAUGACAUUCUGUGCGGAUGAUACAUUAUAAAUGUACUUGUGGGACCAAAUAUAUUAUGCUGCUUAAGAAAAGAAAAAAACAUGCGAGAAACACUCAAUGUUGCAUCUUUAUACAAAAUACAUGAUGGAUAAUUUGUAUUACCUUUAAAGUCUGUAAACCAUUAUGUUCACAACUGAAUGACAUAGAAGGAAAUUAGGAUGGAAAAUAACCUGAAUGCAUCUAUCCCAAUAUGUAUUGACCAAUGUCUGUGUCAUAUAUAUAUAUAUACAAAGAUGGGACAUGCACAGUGCAACUACACAUCUCAUAAUUCUUUUUUUAUUUUUAUUUGUGUACCAGUAAUUAUUUUUGCCACAGCAGUUUUCUGCCUCUUGUAUGUGUAUAAGGGGCUUUCUGGACCUGGACAUACAUGUACAUGUAGUGGUAAAUAUUUGUGAUAUGUCCACGCUAUUAAUUUUUUUACAAUUCUGAUUAUUCAAGGUACUCCUAACAUUGCUUACAGCAGCUUCUCUCAAUUUUGUAACCAUCACAACUCUCAAAAGCAA